This is a messenger RNA of Schistosoma guineensis, 730 nucleotides long. The record is from the annotation of a GenBank genome assembly. Lineage: Eukaryota; Metazoa; Platyhelminthes; Trematoda; Strigeidida; Schistosomatidae.
CGGGUUUGUUUGAAUAAUCAGAGCAGGUUGGCGGUACAGUGAACGGGCCCCUUUCCUCGUGGGUUAACGAUUUUUGAUAUUUGAGCGAUGGUUCACGGCAACGAUGUUCUACAUCACAACCACUUCAGAAAAAAAUGGCAAUUUAUGGUGAGAACAUGGUUCAACCAACCAGCACGCAAAGAACGCAGACGACAGGCUAGAAAAGCUAAAGCUCAACGAAUCGCACCGAGGCCAGCUUCUGGUCCACUUCGACCCAUCGUGAACUGUCCUACAUUCCGUUAUAAUAUGAAAGUAAGAUCAGGGCGUGGAUUUUCAUUACAAGAAGUGCGCGCAGCCGGUCUGAACCCAAAAUUUGCCCGCACUAUUGGGAUAGCCGUUGAUCACCGUCGACGAAACGUUUCUGUCGAAGGAUUACAAAGGAAUGUUGCCAGGCUUAAAGCAUACAAAGCUAAACUCAUAUUGUUCCCUCUAAAUCCAGCGAAGCCUCAAGCCAUGGAUGCAAAGGCUGACGAUAUCAAGAAGGCCACACAGCUCCGCCGACCGGUGCUCCCUAUAACUCAAAGAACAAAACGUUUGAAGGCUCAUGAACCAACAUCGUCUGAACUAAGGUACAGCGCUUUCCAUGCCAUUCGUCAACAUAGAGCUAACGCUCGGCUCUACGGAAAACGUCUGAAGGCACGUCGAGCAGCUGCAGCAGAAUAAUUGUCCUUAAAUAAAUUAUAGUUGGGUC